Molecule: messenger RNA, 2172 nt
Organism: Nerophis lumbriciformis (worm pipefish)
Lineage: Eukaryota; Metazoa; Chordata; Actinopteri; Syngnathiformes; Syngnathidae
Gene: lipg
Product: lipase, endothelial
Biological process (GO): lipid catabolic process
Molecular function (GO): protein binding; lipoprotein lipase activity
Source: RefSeq, a predicted model, not a curated record
UUGACGCAAGUUCGCACAUUCUUGCAAAGCGACGCGCACCGACCUGCAGGGCGCACCGACCAAGACGCACUGCUGCCGGCCGGCUUCCUUCAUUGUGCUCCUUUUUUUGUUCUUAUUAUAAAUAUAUAUAUAUAUAUAUAUACACACAGCACCGAAAAAAACAGCUUUUAAACAAGUUAUUCCCCUGAAAUGAAUCUUAUGUGGACGCUGCUUCUGCCGCUGUUGUGUUCUGCUGCAUUUACACUCGGACAAACCAGCUUCGCAGGUGGAGCUGGAGGAUCGGAUGAGUUUGCAAGCGAGGAGGCCCCGCUGGACGUCACCGUUAAAUAUAACAUGAGGAAGGGUCUAGAUCUGGAUCAGGAGGGCUGCUACCUGCAGGCUGGCAAUAAGGAGUGUCUGCAGGACUGCGGCUUCAACGCCGCAGCCAAAACCAUCUUCAUCAUCCAUGGCUGGACGAUGAGCGGCAUCUUUGAAAGCUGGAUGCAGAAGCUGGUGUCUGCUGUCAUGCAGCGAGAAAGUGAGGCCAACGUGGUCGUGGUGGAUUGGAUAUCCAUGGCGCAGCAGUUGUACCCCGAUGCCGUCAACCACACGCACGCCGUAGGCCAAGACAUCGCCGCCAUGAUUGACUGGCUUCACGAUGAGCUUGGUCUGCCUCUGGAGAAGGUGCACCUGAUCGGCUACAGCCUAGGUGCGCACGUAGCAGGCUACGCUGGAACGCAUGUUCGAGGGUCACUGGGGAGAAUCACCGGAUUGGACCCGGCGGGACCAAUGUUCGAGGGAGUGGAGGAGGAGAGGCGCCUUUCCCCUGACGACGCCGAUUUUGUGGACGUUCUUCACACCUACACUCGGGAAGCUCUCGGGGUUAGCAUCGGCAUCCAGCAGCCCAUCGGCGACAUCGACAUCUACCCCAACGGUGGCGAAGUCCAACCCGGGUGUGCGCUGGGCGACGUGCUGGCGGUUGCAGGAAACUUCAUGGAGGUGGUGAAAUGCGAGCACGAGCGGGCCGUGCACCUGUAUGUGGACUCCCUGAUGAACAAGGAACACGUCAGCUUCGCCUUCCAGUGCACCGACUCGGACCGCUUCAAGAAGGGCAUCUGCCUGAGCUGCCGCAAGAACCGCUGCAACAACAUCGGCUACAACGCUCGCAGGAUGCGAAAGUGGCGCAACAGCAAGAUGUACCUGAAGACGCGCGCCGACACGCCCUUUGGAGGCUACCACUACCAGAUGAAGAUGCACGUCUUCAACAGGAAGCAGUCGGAUAACGCCGACCCCACCUUCCACGUCCAGUUGUUCGGAGCUCACCAGGACACUGAGAACAUUUUUGUGGCUGUCCACGACGACGCCGUGGGUCUGAACCUGACCAACACCUUCCUGGUGUUCACUGAGAAGGACAUCGGCGAUCUGCUGAAGAUCGACCUGAGCUGGGAAGGCGACGCCGAAUCCUGGAACUCGGUCUGGAAAAACAUCAAGAAGACUUUUUUGGCCUGGAAUACGGCGCCUCCUAAGCCGGUCCUGGAGAUCAGACGGAUUCGCGUGAAAGCUGGAGAGACUCAGAAAAAGUUCACGUUCUGUGCCCAGGACCAGUCCAAGACUGAAAUCUCUCCUGGCGAAACGAUAUCUUUUGUCAAGUGCCGCGACGGCUGGGAAGUGAAACCAAGGAAACGAGUGCCCAUGUAACAUCCUGCCCUGCAACAUCACCACGGGGACCCAACAUGUCUCAAAGCGACCAGCACUGCCUUCGCUUUAUCAGCACUUUUCAUUGGAGGAUAGAUGGAUCGGCGCACAGUGGGAGGGGCUUGAGGUCUGGGGUAUUUAAAACUACACCUGCAUGGUUGGUUUCUGCAAACUCUUGGGGGAGGAAUGUGGGGGGGGGGGCAUUUGUCCAGUGUUGAAGGUCAUGGUGAUCUUGAAAAGAUUGCUCUGGGACGAGUUAGAGAAUGUUUGUAAAGUGAGGUCGCGGAUGUACGCCAGCUAUUGUAGUCUCUAUACUGUACAUUUUUAAAUGUUUUAAUUUAUGAAACCAUGUGAAGCACUGCAAGACCAAUGUUAUUUAUCAGUGUGCCUUUCUGCUGAGUGAGAUUAUUGAUACACUGAAUACUUGGAAGAGAGGUCUUACUGUACAUAAUGUAAAUAACCUUUUGCAACCAUUAAUAAAUGCACCUGUUAUUUGUA